Teleopsis dalmanni is the source of this 4223-nucleotide messenger RNA. RefSeq names its product calcium-dependent secretion activator (gene Cadps). NCBI's taxonomy places the organism in Eukaryota, Metazoa, Arthropoda, Insecta, Diptera, Diopsidae. Gene Ontology annotation, biological process: dense core granule exocytosis; synaptic vesicle exocytosis. The record is from RefSeq and is a predicted model, not a curated record.
GUGGAAAUGAGAGAGCUUUACGUAGUUCUGCAAGGGUUUUGAACGUAUUUAAUUCAACUACCACCAUUGCUGUUAUUUUAACCCCGUUUUUGUAACAAUUUUCAGUAUUACGAAUUUAUCGUUCUUAUCGAAAUGAUUUGAAGUUUCGUGCAUUCAAACUGACGGAAUUAAUAGAAAUAAAUAUAUAUUAAAUAAUAAGUGCUUUGUAAGAAUAAGUAAAUUCGUUAUUUAGUUUCAUAAGCAAAAAGAAACAAACAUUUUUUGACAUUGUUAUAAUUCUGGGAUAACAAUAUGUAACCAAAAUCAUGAAUGGUUUUCUUGCACUGAUGUGUUCACUUAACAAUAAAACAAUUUAAUUAAAUUAAUCGGUAUUGGCGUUGGUAAUUAAAAUAAGCAAGUAUGAUUGACCCCAGUUCGAGCGAAGAGGAAGGAGACGACGAUCCUGUUGUUAUUCCUGUCACCAAAGGAAGAGUAAAUGUUGCCGCAAAUAAACAAUGCACAACUGCGACCGAUUUAAAUAAUAUUGUAGUUAGUCAGCAUAACGGGGAAAACGCCACAUCUCAUAAUCAAGUUCAUAAGGUAGCAGGAAGUAUCAAUACAGCAGCGCACAACAAUGUUGAUGCUUCUGCCAGUGGAAAUGCGAGUUUCAAUAAAAGCGAAAAUGCCAUGAACUCAAAGGUUGGAAGUGAUGCAUCAGCAAACCUUGAAGUACCACAGAAUGCCAUCCCUAGAUUUUACAAUUCUAAUUUAAAAUCUCAAAUAAACAUUCAUCAAAAUCAUCACAAAAAUAGCUUUUUUAUACAACAUCUGCAACCAACUAAUAAUAUGCUAUCGCAACAAAAUCAUCAUAAUAAGUUUCAUGAAAAAAACGUUAACAAAAGUCAACUACAAAAAGACGACUUAACGAGUUUGAAUAGAAGAUUAUAUAGUCCUGCUGCUUCUGCUGCUGCUUUUGCCAAUAACACUAAAACAAAAUGCCCAGCAACACCAAUUGCUAAUAUUUAUUAUAAUAGCGACUUAAUUGAAGGAAACAAAUCCCGAGGAAGUGUUAGUGGUAAUGGUAGCAGCAAUGCGACAGUAUUAUCUGCACAAUUUCAAAAAGUAGCCAAUAGCAAUAAUAAUAAUCAAAUUUCAAAUCAAACAUUGCUGUCGCCAUCUAGCGGUCCAUCUCAAGAGACUCUUGUUCAGAGUGUGGGUUCAUCUCGUACCAACUCUUUACCCAGGCCAACAUCACCUUCACCAUCAACUGCCAGCGAUAGAAAUGAUGGAGAUAUGCAUGAAAAGCACGAAAGAGAAGAGGAGGAAAGAAAACAUCGUAUACAAUUGUACGUAUUUGUUUCGCGGUGCAUAUCUUAUCCUUUUAAUGCAAAGCAACCAACAGAUAUGACAAAACGACAACCGAAAAUUGGGAAGCAGCAACUUGAAGCAAUUACUCAACGAUUUCAAGCUUUUAUGAAAGGCGAGACUCAAAUAAUGGCGGAUGAAGCAUUUCAAAACGCUGUUCAAAGUUAUCACGAUGUUUUUUUGAAAUCUGAAAGAGUAGAAAAAAUGGUUCAAUCAGGCGCAUGUUCCCAACAUGAUUUCCGGGAAGUGUUUCGAAAUAAUAUUGAAAAACGCGUCAGAUCGUUACCCGAAAUUGAUGGUUUAAGUAAAGAAACAGUUUUGACAUCUUGGAUGGCAAAAUUUGAUAUAAUAUUAAAAGGAAGUGGUGAGGAGGACACUAAACGCCCAUCGCGCAUGCAACAAUCACUCAAUAGCGAGUUAAUUUUAUCAAAAGAGCAGUUAUAUGAUAUGUUCCAACAAAUAUUAAGUGUGAAAAAGUUUGAACACCAAAUAUUAUUUAACGCAUUAAUGUUAGAUUCUGCGGAUGAGCAAGCGGCAGCAAUUAGGCGUGAAUUAGAUGGUCGAAUGCAAAGGGUUAGUGAAAUGGAAAAAAAUCGUAAACUCAUGCCUAAGUUUGUCUUAAAAGAAAUGGAGUCUCUUUACGUGGAAGAGCUUAAGUCAUCAAUUAAUUUACUUAUGGCUAAUUUGGAAUCUUUACCUGUUUCGAAGGGCACAAUGGAUAGUAAAUACGGUUUACAAAAACUGAAACGAUAUAAUCAUAGCACACCAUCAUUUCUCAAAAUGAUCCUUAGGUCACAUGGUUCAUUAUCCAAAUUGGAAGGGGAUUCUGAAGAUGUUAUUACACAGUUAACCAAGUUAGAUGUUGUUCUAACAUUUCAGCUUGAAGUAAUUGUGAUGGAAGUAAAAGGUCUCAAAUCGCUCUCACCGAACCGUAUUGUUUAUUGCACAAUGGAGGUUGAAAAUGGUGAAAAGCUUCAAACAGAUCAGGCGGAAGCUUCGAAACCAAUGUGGGAUACCCAAGGCGAUUUUACCACAACGCAUCCGCUCCCUGUGGUCAAAGUGAAACUAUUUACAGAAAAUCCCGGUAUGUUAGCUUUAGAAGACAAAGAAUUGGGAAAAGUGACAAUCAAACCAACUCCGGUUUCAUCAAAAGCUCCUGAGUGGCAUCGUAUGUUGGUUCCAAAAAAUCUGCCUGACCAAGAUUUACGAAUUAAAAUUGCUUGCCGUUUAGAUAAGCCAUUAAAUAUGAAGCAUUGUGGAUAUCUUUUUGCUAUUGGUAAGUCAGUGUGGAAAAAAUGGAAGAAACGAUAUUUUGUUUUGGUGCAAGUAUCACAAUAUACAUUUGCAAUGUGUAGCUAUAAAGAGAAAAAGUCUGAACCGUCUGAAAUGAUGCAACUUGAUGGAUAUACAGUUGAUUAUAUAGAAGCAGCAAGCGCGAAUCUAAUGUUCGGUAUAGAUUUAAAUGGAGGAAGAUUUUUUUUCAAUGCAGUGCGAGAAGGUGAUAGUAUAGCUUUUGCAUGUGAUGAUGAAAAUGAAUGUAGUCUUUGGGUGAUGGCUAUGUAUCGAGCAACAGGUCAAUCACAUAAGCCAACACCGCCUAUCACACAAGAUAAGAAUUCAGCAAUAUCGAAAAUUCAAGGAGAUGCGGAUAAAGCACGUAAACAUGGUAUGGAGGAUUACAUCAGUGCAGAUCCUUGUACUUUUGAUCAUGCGACUUUAUUUAAGGUUCUACAAAACUUAACACUUGAGUAUCGAUUAAAUGACCCUUAUGCGUCACUGGGUUGGUUUAGUCCGGGUCAGGUCUUCGUAUUAGAUGAAUACUGUGCACGCUACGGUGUACGAGGUUGUUACAGACAUUUAUGUUAUCUGUCUGAUUUACUAGACCGUGCGGAAAAGCAGUCCAUGAUAGAUCCAACUUUAAUUCAUUAUUCAUUCGCGUUUUGUGCAAGUCAUGUCCAUGGAAAUAGGCCGGACGGUGUCGGAAGCAUCACGCAUGAAGAAAAGGAAAAAUUUGCUGAAAUUAAGGAACGUUUACGAGUGCUACUGGAGUUUCAAAUUACAAAUUUCAGGUUCUGUUUUCCUUUUGGGAGACCAGAAGGUGCAUUAAAAGCCACGCUUUCAUUAUUAGAAAGGGUUUUAAUGAAAGAUAUUGUAACCCCUGUACCACCUGAGGAAGUACGCCUUAUGAUUAAGAAAAGCCUGGAAACAGCGGCUUUAGUUAACUAUACUCGGUUGUCUUCGCAAGCAAAAAUAGAAGAGGACCUACGUGGUGAAAUAAUUGUAUCGGCUUCAAAAAAACUUGAGGACCUUAUACAUUUGGCAGAACUUUGCGUGGAUCUAUUGCAGCAAAAUGAAGAACAUUAUGCUGAGUUACGCAAACAUGAUAAAAAGGAAAAAAGGGACAACGAUACUCAAAAGAAUGAAAUUGGUGGAAAUGACGGCACAGCUUCACAAAAUGUAAAUGCUGAUGUGGAAAUACCAAAAUCAAUUAACGAGUCGAAACCUUUGGCAAGUGAUAGCGCAACAUCGUUCCAAUACUGCAUGCCGACUCAUGCAAUCUACCAAUCACCAGUUCCAAUGGCGUUUGCAUGGUUUAGUGAUCUUCUGGUGGAACAUGCUGAAAUAUUUUGGUCUCUUUUUGCUGUGGAUAUGGAUCGCGUUCUGUCUGAGCAACCGCCAGAUACUUGGGAUUCAUUUCCGUUAUUUCAAAUACUUAAUGAUUAUUUACGAGUUGAUGAUAAUCUUCGAAAUGGCAGAUUUCAUCAGCAUUUGAGAGACACAUUUGCUCCACUUGUUGUUCGAUAUGUGGAUUUAAUGGAAUCGUCUAUAGCACAAUCAAUACAUAAAGGAUUUGAAAAGGAACGGUGGGAAAGUAAAGG